CAUCCCUACCCCAUACCAUUCCAACCAUAAUAAAUUCUCUCAUUUUCACACACACAAACAUACAUACACACACACAUUUUCUCUACGUAAAAUUAUCAACAAUUUCCUAUGGAGUUUUUUCAAGCAUCUUCACCAUAUUAUCAUGCUAAUAAUCAACGAUUUACGUCCGAAAAAACCGACCAUUUCAUCGUUGAUGACCUUCUAGAUAUCCCCACCGACGACUUAGCGACGGAGGAUUCCUCUGCCGCUGUUGACAGCUGCAACUCUUCCUCACAGUGUGGCACCGGAGAACCUAGCCUCGCCGGAGAUGAUGGUUGCCGGAGUUUUGUUGACAAUCAGUUCUCUAACCUAUGCACUCCGUACGAUGAUUUGGCUGAAUUCGAGUGGUUAUCGAAUUUUGUUGAAGAAUCUUACUCCAAUGAGGAUGUGCAAAAGCAUCAGUUACUAUCCGGAGUCGAAGCCCGACCCGAACAACCCGAAAUGUACCCGUGUAAAUCUCGGUCGUCUAUCAACCGAACCAACAACUCGUUAUUCAACUAUGACAUGACCAUCCCGGGUAAGGCCCGGACCAAACGUUCGCGUGUCACAUCUCACAAUUGGGCGUCUCGGCUUCCGGUUAUGGGAUCAACAAAUUCUAGACCGGAUAUAGCCUCGAAUAAUUCAACUGAACCGAAGAAAAUAAACAUUCAGUCAAAGAAUGAAGAAGGGCGAAAGUGUCUUCAUUGCGCCACUAACAAGACACCUCAAUGGCGAACUGGACCCAUGGGCCCACGAACGCUGUGUAAUGCUUGUGGGGUGCGAUACAAGUCGGGCCGGCUCGUGCCUGAGUAUAGACCAGCUGCAAGCCCCACAUUUGUUCUUGCCAAACACUCCAAUUCACAUCGAAAGGUGCUUGAGUUACGAAGGCAGAAAAUGCAAAAAACAAUGCACCAUCAACAACCAUUUGUGAAUCAUCAAGAUGUUAUGUUACAAAUGCCCAAUGCCAAUAAUUACUAUUUCAUCCCUCACCCUUGAUGAGUGAGUUCCACUAUAGAUAGGUUUAAACUUUAAAGUUCAAAUAAAGAUGAAAAUUUUAGUACUUAAUUUCUUGUAGUUUUUUUUAUGUUCUUGCUUUUAUUUUAUGGUAUUUUUCAUGAUAAUUAAACGAAACUUAAUAUAUAAAUAAUUAAUUUAACGCA
This is a messenger RNA of Helianthus annuus (common sunflower), 1178 nucleotides long. RefSeq names its product GATA transcription factor 12. The record is from RefSeq and is a predicted model, not a curated record. Gene Ontology annotation, cellular component: nucleus. Gene Ontology annotation, molecular function: zinc ion binding; sequence-specific DNA binding. The transcript is spliced from 2 exons. Gene Ontology annotation, biological process: positive regulation of DNA-templated transcription. Lineage: Eukaryota; Viridiplantae; Streptophyta; Magnoliopsida; Asterales; Asteraceae. Bases 109 to 1014 code for a protein of 301 amino acids.